CGCACUGGGUAAACACCGCAGCUCGAGGCAGAGAACAGUGAUAUCACUGCCUCUCCCUGACUUGCGUCUUUGCCAAGUAGUCGGGUUACGCUUUACCACACAUGGGACAGCGGGGAUCGAGACCCCAACCCGAGGCCCGAGUUCUCCUAUUGGGUCUCGACUCAGCGGGGAAAUCAACCCUUCUUUACAAACUGAAAUAUAACGAAUCGGUCAAUACCGUUCCCACCAUCGGUUUCAAUGUGGAGAUGAUAGAAGCCAAGAAGAAGAGGGAGACAGUUGCUCUGACCGUGUGGGACGUGGGCGGCCAGAAUACAAUGAGGCACUACUGGAAGAGCUUCUAUCAGGACACUGCUGGACUGGUGUUCGUGGUGGACAGCUCAGACAGGCGCCGGUUGGACGAGGCCCGGCGGGAACUAGAUCACGCCCUGAGGAGUGAAUUCUUACGGGGUCUGCCUGUGGUCAUCCUCGCCAACAAGCAGGACCUUCCCGAGGCCGUAUCCGUUACGGAGAUAACAGAGCGCUUUCACCUGAGGACGAUGAGCGUUGAGCGGGACUGGUUCGUUCAGCCCUGCUCUGCGGUGACCGGUGCUGGGCUUAUAGAGGGCUUCCAAAAGGUGGCACACCUGCUCAAACUACCAUCAGAGGACGUUCAAGACAAUAUUACAGAGACAGUGCAGUAUCUACGAUCAAAAUCAGUCACGUCAAGGGGUUUGUAAUGUUUGCAAUGAUAGGAUAUGUCAAAAGUUAUUGACAAAUGAUGAUAAUUUGUUUUUAUUGUUUACGGAUGAAGAUCACAUUUCACUAUGAUCAAUGUGUUUCUUGAAAAGGUUGUCACAGUGCAAUAGACUACAUGGAAACAAAAUCAAUCCACGAAGCUAUUCAAUUGACUUUAAAUCAGCCUAUGACAUUUUUUCCAACUAAGUUUAAUACGUUUGUAUCAGAUUAU
This is a messenger RNA of Oncorhynchus keta (chum salmon), 946 nucleotides long. It is a transcript of the gene arl14, whose product is annotated as ADP-ribosylation factor-like 14. Bases 102 to 716 code for a protein of 204 amino acids. Gene Ontology annotation, biological process: intracellular protein transport; vesicle-mediated transport. NCBI's taxonomy places the organism in Eukaryota, Metazoa, Chordata, Actinopteri, Salmoniformes, Salmonidae. Gene Ontology annotation, molecular function: GTP binding; GTPase activity. Gene Ontology annotation, cellular component: cytoplasm. The transcript has a single exon. The record is from RefSeq and is a predicted model, not a curated record.